AUGGCCGCGGGGCGAGGGCGGUCCCCGGCGUGGCGCAGGACGGCGGCGAGCCAGGCGGCUGCGGGCACGGCUAGGUGCGGGGCGCGGCACCGCGGGGCAGAGGCCGAGCCCCGGGGGAGCCGGUCGAGGAGCGGCGGAGGUGAAGCAGAGGCGGCCGCGGCGGCUCGAAAAAGGGGCGUGGGGCCCUGGGUCAGUGGCCCAGGGGGCCAAAACAGGCGGCAGUGUAGCGGGCAUGUGCGGGGCGAAGCCCGCCCGAGCACAGGGGAUGGCCGCGGGGCGAGGGCGGUCCCCGGCGGGGCGCAGGACGGCGGCGAGCCAGGCGGCUGCGGGCACGGCCAGGUGCGGGGCGCGGCACCGUGGGGCAGAGGCCGAGCCCCGGGGGAGCCGGUCACGGAGCGGUGGAGGCGAAGCAGAGGCGGCCGCGGCGGCUCGGUGAUGGAGGCGGGGCGGUUGGGGGCGACGACGGCGGAGAACGCCGGCAGGCGAGCAGCGGUAGCAGUGGACGGCAGCGGCAGCAAUGCGCGGGGGAAGGCGCCCAAGGGGCGGCUAGGAGCAGCGGGCGGCGCGAGCGCAGCAAGCGCACGUGGGGCGCUGCGAGGGAAUGCCCCCGGGGCGGCCAGGACUCGGCGGAGCGCGACGAGCGCACACGCACAACAAACUUCGGGCGCGGCAGUGACAGUGGCAUACGGCGACUAA
Messenger RNA from Aegilops tauschii subsp. strangulata, 696 nucleotides. Lineage: Eukaryota; Viridiplantae; Streptophyta; Magnoliopsida; Poales; Poaceae. The record is from RefSeq and is a predicted model, not a curated record.